AUGGAAAGGCUCAAGCAAGUUUUUCUCAAAAAAUUUACACAAAGAAGCAGAGCAAACCUGGAUGUUUUGAUUAGUUUUGUGAAAAGUUCAGUGUCGAAAGUGCGUGCUUCUUAUUCAGAGAACAUCAAUCUCGCUGAUAAGGAACUCGUGAAAUUGAUAUCAGUGGAUGCUGCUUUCGUCGUCAAACUUUUCAGCCCUCUGCGUUAUAAGACAGAUAUGGUUGAUGAUGUACUGUCACAUCCAUCAAUUGGAUAUCUACAUCUAGAUUUAAUUUUAUUUGAGAAUCAACUACCAUUAUUUGUUUUUGAAGAGCUAUUCAAUAUAGCAUUUCCCCCUAACCUUCGUGAUGAUGGAAUCACUUUUUCUGAGCUUGCUUAUCGGUUCUUUAGUGAAGCAUUCGACCUUGAAAAGCCAAAGCAUGAUCUUGAUAAUUGCAGAGGAGUUGCAAGAAUUUGGAGUAAAAAGUUGAAGGCCAGCAAAAGCAAGAGCCCAUUAGACAUCAAGUUUUCAGGCCAUGUUCUGGAGCUUCCACAGAUUUUGGUGAUGGAUCUCGUGACUGAAGCUUUGUUCUUUAAUAUGAUUGCUUUUGAACAGAUCCAUUGUCCUUUUACCUCUUACAUUACUAGCUAUGCUCUUGUAUGGAGUCGCCUCAUCAACACAAAGGAAGAUGUGGAUGUCCUGGUUGAUAAUAAAAUAGUCCGCAGCUUCAUUACUAAUACUGAGGUUGUUCUGUUGUUUAGAAUGAUGGAAAAGAAUGAAGGUGUAGCAACGCUGAUUACUUAA
This is a messenger RNA of Neltuma alba, 783 nucleotides long. RefSeq names its product UPF0481 protein At3g47200-like. The record is from RefSeq and is a predicted model, not a curated record. NCBI's taxonomy places the organism in Eukaryota, Viridiplantae, Streptophyta, Magnoliopsida, Fabales, Fabaceae. The coding region runs from base 1 to 783 and encodes 260 amino acids. The transcript is spliced from 2 exons.